Haliotis rufescens (red abalone) is the source of this 1849-nucleotide messenger RNA. Its product is annotated as endochitinase A-like. The record is from RefSeq and is a predicted model, not a curated record. The transcript has 3 exons. NCBI's taxonomy places the organism in Eukaryota, Metazoa, Mollusca, Gastropoda, Lepetellida, Haliotidae. The coding region runs from base 69 to 1793 and encodes 574 amino acids.
UAGUGGGGUCAAACCAGCUGACCACACAUUCCUCAUCAGUGUUCUGAACAGACGUUUUAACAGUAAGAAUGACCGAUUCAACAACUGUGUCCAGCCUCUUGGCAGAAUAUGACGACAACCACGCGUGUCUGACAGCGAUGGCCGAGAGCUCCCUAGCCAACAGUCACAUUCCUCUGCUUGGCCACCUCUGUGGAGAUCUCCCUGAGAAAGUUGUCUGGAAGAUGAUGUAUAUGAGCUACCACCAGCUGAGAGUUCAAGACAGGUGCACGAUGCUAAGUGUCGUCACUGACUACAUAGUUCACAGUCCCGUCUUCCUUGAGACUGCUGUUAGCGCCAAGUCGGGAACCAGUUCCUCAGACAUCAUCCGGGUUUUGGCCCAGUGUUGGCAAAAAACCCUACUUUCCGCAAAGAGAGGUUUAGAUGUUCAGUCUUUCAACAACCUCACGAUGACACUGACCAGAUGUGUGUCACAACUGAGGGUCUACCACCGCCACCGUUCCUUCAAAGAGGUACUCAAGCAAGCCAUCCGACUGAAAGAGCUGGCAUGUGCUGACCUUGUCUCGACGUAUUUUCCAUCCACAGUCGACGCCAACUUUCCACGGAUUGCUGAAAUCUCCUACAACAAAAUGAGAAGGUUCCGCUCUUGUGCAAAUCUUGCUACCGAGACUCUUGCCUCGACCAUGCGAACAUCUGCCUAUCCUUCUACACCAACACAUCAAAAGCUGUCCACACAGACAGAGCAGAAAGCUCACCCAUCUUUGACAAUUCGACAGACGCUCUCUACACCGGUUCGCCCGCUCCAUUCCGUACCGGAUCAGUCCCGAUCUACAACGGCUAGAAAGGAGCCAUCUACACUGGCUGGCAUGCCCCCGUCUCUACCAGCUCGACAGAACACGUUUACACCAGCGCAUAUUCUGCAUCCUACAGUAACUCAGAAUCCGUCUACUUCGAACCGCAUGAACUCCUCUACCCUGGCUCUACAGAAUUCAUCUACACCAGUUCAAAAGAGACUUUCUCCACAAGCUCGACAGAUCCCGAUUACAUCAUCUCGUACGUUCACGUCAACCUUGGCUCGACACAACUCGUCUGCAAUGUCCUCGUCUGUACCAGCUCGACAGAGCCCAUCUACACCACCUCGCACGAACAUUUCAACCCUGGCUAGACAGACCCCGUCUGCACCAGUUCAUAUGUCCCCGUCUGUUCGAGCUCCACAGAACCUAUCGACACUAGCUCGACAUAUCCCAUCUACACCUCCUCGUAUGUACGCUUCAUCCCUGGCUCGACAGAACCUGUAUGCACAAGCUUAUACGUCCCCGUCUGCACCGCAUCGACAGAACCCGUCUACACCAGUUCGACAGAGUCCAUCGUUACUUCAUGCAACCAGCGGGUUGACCCUCUAUGGACGUCACACACCUACUCACGAUCAUCACACUCCGUCUACGAAAACUCCACUGGCUCCUUAUACACCGUCUCAACCAAAUUGGUCAAGAAACAUUGGUACAUCACCACGGGCUACUAACAGACUCACCGAUAGCCAACGUCUGUUGAUACAUGCUGAAUUGAAAAGACUUCAUCUCGUUACAUCAAGUCCUUCUAUGCCACUGCACACAUCAAGGAAGUCUAUGGGUUCCAGCAAGAGAUCAAACAGCCCGGAAGCAGCCUCAGAUUCUUCUGCCCUUCGCCCUACAGGGAAACAACUUGUAGAAGCGAGGCAACUUGUCCACAGACGGACCGCAGCCAGCAGUCUCCACCCAGCAGACAGAGCUGUGACCAAGGAACUGUUUUUCAACUAGAAGCUGUUACCUUUUAGUCCGACUGAUUUCUUGCUCACUGAUUUCACAGUAUGUUA